Cydia strobilella is the source of this 1670-nucleotide messenger RNA. RefSeq names its product chitinase-like protein EN03 (gene Idgf). The transcript has 10 exons. Gene Ontology annotation, biological process: chitin catabolic process; carbohydrate metabolic process. Bases 60 to 1424 code for a protein of 454 amino acids. Gene Ontology annotation, cellular component: extracellular region. The record is from RefSeq and is a predicted model, not a curated record. Gene Ontology annotation, molecular function: chitin binding; chitinase activity. NCBI's taxonomy places the organism in Eukaryota, Metazoa, Arthropoda, Insecta, Lepidoptera, Tortricidae.
AGCGCGCUCAGGUCUCAUUUGGCACCGGCGCGCCAUCAGGACCAGUCAUCUCUCACAUCAUGCUGCUGUUCACCCUCGUUGCGGUUCUCGCCGUGGCCGUGGCCAACGCGGUCACGUCCGGCGGCAAAGUUGUCUGCUACUACGACAGCAAGAGCUAUGUCAGGGAUUUUGAGGGAUGUAUUUAUCCAGCUCAAGCCCGUAUGCUGCCCUUGGACCUGGACCCCGCGCUGUCAUUCUGCACCCACCUGGUGUACGGGUACGCCGGAAUCCAACCUGACACCUACAAGAUGGUGCCCCUGAAUGAGAACCUGGACGUGGACCGCUCGCACGCCAACUACAGAGCGAUUACUAACUUCAAGAGCAAGUUCCCAGCCCUGAAGGUGCUGCUGUCCGUCGGAGGCGAUGCUGACACCGAAGACGCCGCCAAGUACAAUACUUUGUUGGAGUCCCCGCAAGCGCGUACGGCGUUCGUGAACUCCGGAGUGUUGCUGGCUGAACAGCACGGCUUCGACGGCAUCGACCUAGCUUGGCAGUUCCCUAGGAUUAAGCCCAAGAAGAUUCGUUCCACCUGGGGCUCCGUCUGGCACGGUAUCAAGAAGACUUUCGGUACGACGCCCGUCGACGAAAAGGAAGCCGAGCACCGCGAGGGCUUCACCGCGCUCGUCCGCGAACUGAAGCAGGCCCUUGCCGUCAAGCCCAACAUGCAGCUUGCUAUCACCGUCUUGCCCAACGUUAACUCCUCUAUCUACUUUGACGUACCCGCUAUCAUCAACCUGGUUGACAUCGUAAACCUGCAGGCGUUUGACUACGAGACCUCUGAACGCAACCCCAAGGAGGCUGAUUACACCGCCCCCAUCUACGCCCCGCAGAACCGCAACCCCCUGUUGAACGCGGACUCUGCUGUUUCAUACUGGCUCCAGCAUGGCGCUUCCAGCACCAAGAUUGUUCUCGGCAUCGCCACCUACGCCCAAACAUGGAAGCUCGACGGUGACAGCGAAAUCUCGGGCGUGCCUCCCCUCCACGCAGACGGACCCGGUGAAGCUGGUCCUUACACCAAAAAAGAGGGUAUUCUCAGCUACCCCGAGGUGUGCGCUAAACUGAUCAACCCCAACCACCAGAAGGGCAUGCAGCCUCACCUCAGAAAGGUCACUGACCCUAGCAAGCGUUUCGAGCUGGGCUUGAGGAAGGACGCGGAUAUAUCUCAUGUGUUUGGAACCUACGCCUUCCGUCUGCCCGACGACAGCGGCGAGGGCGGUCUGUGGGUAAGCUACGAGGACCCCGACACUGCUGGACAGAAGGCGACAUAUGUCAAGUCUAAGAACCUCGGUGGAGUGUCGAUUGUGGACCUCUCGAUGGACGACUUCCGCGGGCUGUGCACCGGCGACAAGUAUCCUAUCCUGCGCGCCGCUAAAUACAGACUUUAAUUUAUAUCGUUAACUCAAACUUAUAAAUAACUCCCCUACAUUGUGUUAUUAUUGCAAUGUGACUAUUUCCAUUAUUAUUAUUAAACAAUUCAAAUGUAUUGCAUGUUUUGUUUUAUGUAGGUACUAUUUUGUAAAUCGAAUACUUUUUUUAUGAGCUGUGCUUUAAUGUUAAUAGGUAUACAAUCACUGACAAAAUGACCAAUGUAGACCGAUUUUACAAGUGUAAUUAAUAAAAAUACGUAAGAA